GAACUGGCAGUGAAAAUAUACAGGUGGUGUGGUAGUUAUGUGGGGUAAUUACUCAGCCUAACGUCUCCAAACAUGUCUGGAAACAAUGUGCGUAACUGGCAAAAAGCCGUGGUCUUCUUUAUAAGCUAUUUUGCUUGUACGGGUGCAAAUACAGAUUCUAAUGCCACAUUGGCCUUAAAAUACAUCGAAAGCGUGUCCAAGAACAAUUGCUCUACCGGAACCCAGGAAUCUCUUCCGGUCGAAUUCGACCAAAACGCAUGGAAGGACUACGCCUUGGUGGCCGUCAGAACAGCAAAUCUUCUGACAAAACUUAUACAUGCGGCAGAAGAAGGUAACAUAACUGAAUCAAACAUCAUACAUAAUGAUCAGUUUCUUUUUUCACUUGUUCAAACCAACGUGGAAGCUAAUGAUUUGAUUUUCGGUUCUGCAAUUGCUUGGGAACCUGAUACUUAUCCGGGAUACCAUACCUUCUGCCCGUACGCAUUUCGGAAAAAUGGGGCAGUGGAAGCGUUUGAUCUUUCGUUGAAUUAUAACUACCUGCUACCUUCAACAGAGUGGUACAUCAACAUCAAGAGCGUAGAUUGGUCUAAUAUGACCGUUGUUACUCACACAUCGAGUUUGCGAAAUAACCAUAGCCACGCCGCCAAUAAAUCAGUUGACCAUCCUCUGACCGAGUUGUCCAAUGGGCACUGGACCAUGCCGUACUUUGAUUGUGGCGGAGGGGACAUUUGGAUGGUGACAUUUUCUGCACCUUUCUUCCAUAAGAACGCAUCAAACGGACUAACAUUCUUGGGUGUUACCACCAUAGACAUAGAGCUGACUUACAUAGAUAUAAACCAAUGUGACAACGAGGAAGAGAAGAACCAUUCUUCGUGGUUUCGUAAUACACAUCGUUGCCACAAAACCACAGUGGUAUUUGUGGAAUACCCCAAGGCCACGAAUAUUUCAUGUAUCAUAAGGCCAUGGUUGCGAUACCUGGGAUUUGCGUUAACGUAUGGAGCUUUACUUUUAAAAACCUACAGGAUUGCAGCUAUAUUUGAAGUUUCCAAAUUUAAGAAGAUAAAACUUACCGAUAAAUUAUUGUUACCUCGACUAAUCCCAAUAGUAGCGGUCAGUCUUAUUUACCUGACUGCUUGGACGGUGGCCGAACAGAAUCGUCUUAUUCCGCUGACCACCUCCUCUGGGCUAAAAUUCAGUACAUGUUUAGCGGGUUGGUGGCAGCAUGGCGCAGAGUCAUGUAAGCUUGGUUUUCUGCUCUGGGGAGUAUACCUCUCAUUCGUGGUGAGAAAGGCGCCAAGUUAUUACAACGAGAGCAAACACAUAUCUUGGUCAAUUUACAAUACUGGGUUAUUAGGCCUUUCGCUUUAUAUAAUACAUCAGUUUAUAGCAAUGCAGGAGGGACCAGAUGUACAGUACCUUAUGUUGAUUCUUUACCUGCAAGUCUCAGUCACCAGCAUGAUGUGCCUCAUUUAUGUUCCAAAGUUCCACGUCAUUCUUUAUCCUCAGAACGCCAGUAAUUUAGCAUUACAAGAAGGGCCGGGGAGAGGAGUUUCUCAAAGACAACGAUCGUAUCACAACCGCAGUCUUUUCAAUAACAAAAUCUACCCCAGUACAUCAGAACCCGGCAACUUGACGGAAAUUGAUAACCGAACGAUUUCUCGCAAGAUGCAGGCAGACGCUUGCGUUCAGACAUCCCAGGCGUCAUCAACCGUUGUUUUCCAAAGUCACAUUUGAAUGGCCAUUGGGUGACCCUAGCAAUGACAUUUGGACGUGCAACGUGAUAUGCAUAAAUGUGUAUGUACAGGAGAAUGGUUACCAUUAUAAUCACUGCAGGGAAUAUCUUACUCUUCAUUUUUAAAUAUGAAAGUAAAUCAUAUUCAUUUUUGUCUAUGUUGGUGUUGGUUUGAGAUAUUCUCUGCCAUUCAACAAAACAGAAAAUCGGACUUUUUAGGCCAAGAAGAAAAAUGUGUGUCACCAUUUUAUGUUUCGCCGAAAGCUUUGACGAUUUUGAUAAAGUAGGCCUACUUUUGUGACAUAGACACUAGAGCAUGAACUAUGUACCGUUUCCAUAACAUUCUAAGCAU
This is a messenger RNA of Lingula anatina, 2084 nucleotides long. Its product is annotated as putative G protein-coupled receptor CG31760. The record is from RefSeq and is a predicted model, not a curated record. Gene Ontology annotation, cellular component: membrane. Gene Ontology annotation, biological process: G protein-coupled receptor signaling pathway. Gene Ontology annotation, molecular function: G protein-coupled receptor activity. Lineage: Eukaryota; Metazoa; Brachiopoda; Lingulata; Lingulida; Lingulidae.